GAAGUCUUUCCUGGUGACGGUCACGUGACCAUGUGGCAUGGCGUUGUUGUUUUAACGGAGAGAAGUGCGAAGUAACUAAAAUACUAUUAGUUUCUAAUGACACAAGUUUCCUUAUGCAUGUUAAACUGAUAUGCUGCCUCCUCCAGCCGCGUUUCAAUUUCCUUGGGAGAUCAACUCAGACCUAGUGAAAGAUGGUGCAUCAGUGCGAACGUGUGGCAGACUUAUAAGUUAUGUGCCAGAAGAGUCCAAAGCUGUUCUAAGUGGUCAGCAGUCUUCUGCACAGUGCCACGUGUCUGUACAAACAACACUUGUUGAACCUUUCCAGCCCAUACUUGGAGCUCAGUAUUUUGUUCUUGGCGAAAUUGAAAAGACUGAUGGAUUAAGUGGAGUUAUGCUGCGUGCCCGUGCUUUGACUUGUGUUGAUGGAGUAGACCUUACUCUAAUGCAACAGGCCAUUGUGGAACAGAGACGCUUCUUUAAGGAGAGAGAAACUAAAGAUGAAUAUGCAAGCUCACUGCUACGGCUAGCCAGCUCUACAGCUUUGGAGUUCUCCUCAGCUCUUGGAGCAGGAACUACAACAACAAAUAUGACAAUGAUGUAUUACCUCAGAGGUAAGUUCAGUAAAUAAGUGUUUCCUAGUUGUUUCAUGAGCACCACAUACAUAAUCACAUGAUAAUUAGAAAUAAUGGUCUACAGUAUGUUUUCAAAAUAACCUGAAUUUAUAGCUAGGUAACUUGACCCCAACAAGAAUAACACACAAUGUUCAAUAGUUGAUUGAACAUUAUUUUCCACUAUGAUUGAAUAGGCCAUCAUCAGAACUGGGGUGUUUUUUUCAAAAGCAUCAUUUAGUUCCAUUGUUAUCGACAUAAAUUAAUAAUUCAGUGUUUCCCACAAACAUAAUUUCAACAAACGUUUGCAAACAGCAUUGCAAAGUUGUGGUUGGAACUACAGCUCUCGACAUGUGGAUAGAAGCGUAGUUCUUAGUCUAAUUUAAAUAUAUCAAACAUAUCAUUUGAGCAAAGUAAGCUAACAUGCAGUACAAUCUAGACAGUACAAUAUGUCAUUCCAUAUCUAUAUACAAAUUUCAUUCUACAUCUUUUACUUUGUCAUGAGAACGAAAACACUAUUUUUAAAGAGUGUGCAUGUAAGUGAUCUAGAGUAUAACCUAAGACGGAACACAAGAUUGAAUAAAGCAGAACAACAGAGAACAAAAUAGUGAAGUAGUCAUCAAAUGCCAUGCUCGUUAUUUACAGCAAUAAUCUAACAUUAAUUUGAUUAAUUUAUAUUGAUUAUUAUAAGUUGUUGCUCCACCACCUGCAUGACAUCAUUAACAACUUUAUGGUUUCAGGAAAGUCGUGACUAGCUAGUACAUCAUUGUAUGGGAAACCCACCCCAGGAUGGACCUAACCCAUCUCUGGCCCACCCCUACAUGUCACAAAAAAGGUCAACUCUGUUGAGAGCCUCAGGAUCCGGUGGAGGAACCAUGAAGCAAACUCCAGGAAAUUUUUUGCUUGUCCCAUCAUUGGACUGAACCUCCCAGUCAUUGUCUGUGUUGGACUUCAGAUUAAACAGCUCUCCUCUGUUCAAUGAAGCCUGAGAAGAAUCCCAUGAUUAACAAAUGAAUAGAACAAUAAAUUAAUAGAAAAUUAGUAACCAUAGCUUUUCAUACUACAUGUACUGAAUGAAGGUGUUGAAAAUAUCUUUAUAAAGAGAUUUUCAAUACCUUCAUAUUUUUUUUCUAGAGAUUCUAACCUUGGGAGUUUUCCAGUCACAGAGAGACUCAACCAUGGUAGUUUUGCUUGGAGGAGUGUGGCGAAGUUUUAGUGGUGUGAUGGCAGUGCUUCGCUUUCUCAGGUCAGCUAAAAGCUGCUCAUUGCGCUGUAGAGGCCUUUCUUCAGCCUGCCGACACAGAAUACAAGA
Messenger RNA from Megalobrama amblycephala (Wuchang bream), 1920 nucleotides. It is a transcript of the gene ten1, whose product is annotated as TEN1 subunit of CST complex. Gene Ontology annotation, molecular function: telomerase inhibitor activity; single-stranded DNA binding; telomeric repeat DNA binding. The record is from RefSeq and is a predicted model, not a curated record. Lineage: Eukaryota; Metazoa; Chordata; Actinopteri; Cypriniformes; Xenocyprididae. Gene Ontology annotation, cellular component: CST complex. The coding region runs from base 131 to 628 and encodes 165 amino acids. The transcript has 5 exons. Gene Ontology annotation, biological process: negative regulation of telomere maintenance via telomerase.